Messenger RNA from Diorhabda sublineata, 1129 nucleotides. It is a transcript of the gene Dtwd2, whose product is annotated as tRNA-uridine aminocarboxypropyltransferase 2. Bases 307 to 1080 code for a protein of 257 amino acids. The transcript has 2 exons. Lineage: Eukaryota; Metazoa; Arthropoda; Insecta; Coleoptera; Chrysomelidae. The record is from RefSeq and is a predicted model, not a curated record.
ACUCGUAGUUCUUCUUUUUUAAAAAAAUAUCCACCACAUACUACUCCCAAGGCUUAAGUUUUUCUUCAUUAUUCGUUCGUUGCAAUAAUCAAUCUGUACAACCUGAUCACAAUAAAAAUCGCUUUCUGCUCCGCGAACAACAUUGCCGAACGCAGCUGAUAUGUCUAUGCUCAUAUCAGUAAUACAUAACCUAAAUUAUCUUCUUAUUCUGUGUUAUUUAAUAAUAGGCCAAAAUAUUACAAAUGAAUGAUUAAUUCCUUUGAUUUUAUGUUUAAAAACUUAUUCGUGAAUUUCUAAUAAUCAAGAAUGAUUGACGAAGCCGAUGCGUUAUUAGACUUAGCCUCAAUACUUGCCGAUCCGCCUUUAAUGAGAGAUGUUUGUUCAGAUUGCUACCGUCCGUCAACAGUUUGUUAUUGUAAAUGGUUACCAGUUCCUCGUAUGUACCCAAAGAGUCGAAUAAUAUUAUUACAACACCCAGCAGAAGAGAAGAGGUGCCUUAGGACAGCUACUAUGUUAGAAUUAUCUCUACACCCGUCUAAAUGCCUCGUUUUCAAAGGAAAGCGAUUUCCAGGAAAAUACAGUGUUUUAGAAGAAAUUUUAAAUACUCCAGAUACAAUUUUAUUAUAUCCUAGUCGUACAGCAGUAGAUAUCCGUGACGUAGUUGUAAAUGAAGUAAAAUCGUACAAUAUAGUACUGAUAGACGGUACUUGGCCUCAAGCUAAAGCAAUUUACACCGGUAGUCCAAUUUUACACUCCCUUAAACAAGUGAAAAUUCUUGAUAAUGAUACUAGUAAUUACAUAAUCAGAACGCAACCCGCAGAUGGUUGUUUGAGUACUAUAGAAACUGCCGCGUUAACCUUGGGACUUUUAGAAAAAGACGAUAGUUAUAAUGAUAAGUUGUGUAAACCUCUUAAAGCAAUGUGUGACUUUCAAUUACAAAACGGUGCGGUAUCUCAUCAAAGUAAAGAAUUUCGGAUAAAAAAUAACACUUAUCCAAAGUUGAUAGGAAAACGGCUGAAUAAGAUACUAAAGGAUGCUGAAUAUAUGAGAAACGACCGUGAUUAUAAAUAUAAUGAAUAAAAAUAGAGUAUAAUAACACUAAUUGUUAAUAAUAAAUAACUAUAAAUUA